AUGGCACCGACGCAGCUCAGCAUUGUGCUGGAGCGCCUGCUCAACGAACUCGGAAUAGCCAACCUCAGUAUGUUCGAGGCUGUGCUCAUGCACGAUACAGGCGCGGUGCUCGACGCGAUCCGAAGCACCGCUGCAGCCGCAGAGGCUGGUGCGGCGGUUUAUGCCAGCUCGGCCACGAGCAAUGUUGUUGUGUGCCGAAGCAGCACUGCUACUGCUGGCGCAAUCUCUGUUCAGCACGAGGGCAGCAUCUCCCGCACUCUCGUCAGCACAGACGCGCACACCACGCUAAAGGGCUCGGACAUCCAUGCAGCCGCGAGUAGUGCGAGUGCUGAGGUGCUGCUCCGGCAGGAGUUGGAAGAGAAGUUGCGGUCACAGACCAAGGAGCUCGCUUCUGAGCAGCGCUCGGUGAGCGCUGUGAAGAGGGUGCUCGCGUCGGCGCAGGAUGAGCUUGCUGCGGCACAAGAGCUGAGGCGCUCCGACUGCGACAACCUGAGGACAGCGCAGCAGGCUGCUAAACGCGACAUCAAAGCGGCUGAGCGGAUGGCCGACCAGGCAAAUCAUGCAGCUCGAGCUGAGUGUGAGUGGCGUAUCGGCGAGAUGCGGGCCAAGAUGCAGGCCGAGCUGCGCGAGCAGCUCGACGCGCUGCAGAUUUCGAUGGAGGCAGAGGCGAGGCGCGCUGAUGCCGCAGAGGCAGAGAGGUCAAGGCUGUAUGACAAGAUGGAGGGGAUUAUGCGCACGCGUGAGGGGUUGAUAGACGCACUCGCAGAGGCGCAGCGCAAGCGCGAACAAGUGAUUGUUAAGAGAUAUACGUAG
Molecule: messenger RNA, 813 nt
Organism: Emiliania huxleyi CCMP1516
Lineage: Eukaryota; Haptophyta; Isochrysidales; Noelaerhabdaceae
Exons: 1
Coding region: 1-813 (270 amino acids)
Source: RefSeq, a predicted model, not a curated record